UGCACAGAACGACGAGCACGCCGCGAGCUGCAAGCUCCAGCGAGGAGGCGGCUGCCGCGGAGGACAGCGACGGGGACGACGACGACGACAAGGAGGAGCCUCAGUAGCAGCGAUGAGCGCCUUGCUGCUGCUUCUUGUGCUUGGCGGCCUCCUCGCUCAUCACCACGCCGCUCGCGCCAUCGACCUGCAGCGGCUCUACGGACACCGUGCGCCACCCUCCAAGCGCACCGAUGGCGAGGUCUGUCACCCGUACAAGCCAUUCAAAUGCCCGGAGGACAACACUUGCAUCUCGAUCCAGUAUUUGUGCGACGGCGCACCAGACUGCCGCGAGGGCUACGACGAGGACCCAAGGCUUUGUACCGCCGCAAAAAGACCACCUGUGGAAGAGACUGCGAGCUUCUUGCAAGCCUUGCUGGCAAGUCACGGUCCAAAUUACCUCGAGAAGUUAUUUGGCAGCAAAGCUAGGGAUGCACUCGCGCCUCUCGGUGGAGUGAACAAGGUCGCCAUCGCCCUAUCGGAGUCGCAAACGAUCGAGGACUUCGGGGCAGCGCUGCACCUGAUGCGUUCGGACCUCGAGCAUCUGCGCUCGGUCUUCAUGGCAGUGGAGAACGGCGACAUUGGCAUGCUCAAAUCUCUCGGCAUCAAAGAUUCGGAGCUGGGCGAUGUGCGGUUCUUCCUGGAAAAGCUUGUCGACACCGGCUUCCUCGACUAAUGGAAACGUAUGCAUUUGAAACACGUCGGCUCGACGCCUCGGCCGCGCGUUUUUUAACCAUCAUGAGCAAGUCCGACGCGCGUGCCGACGCAACCAGCCACGAUCCAGGAGUGAGAACAGCUCAUCGACCAGCUCCCUUUUCUACCCGAUGCCGAAUUACCAUUUUCAAGCUUAAUUAAUGCCACCGCACACUCAACCACAAGAAACACUCAGAACAAGCAUGGGGAUCAUGCUGGAGUGAAAACACUGGCGAUCGCAAUGUUACCGACCGAGGCGCAAGAGCUUGUACGCAACAGGUUAUUGGUCAACGAUGAUCUGUAUCUACAGAUCUGUGGUGAAUAUAUCUACCGGAAAAACAGAACUCGUCGACGUACGUGGUGUUGGACGAGAAUGAGUUUUUCUCGAUGAAUGCAUUUGGUAUGCGAAUCUCGAAUGUUCCCACUCGGGCGCUCUGAUAGAAAUUGCAAAAGUUGUCCAGAUUUUGCGAAUUCUCGAGGAGUGCUUGAGUCCCGAGUUCGAGAUUUUGAUGCUGGCUAGUCCUACAGUCGUGUAACGACCUUCACCUUGUAUUCUACUCCAGGUGACUUGCAAACACACAUAUGUAUGCAUCAACAGGAAUGGCAUAACGAAAAAGCGAUAACGUAGCGGUUUAAUUUGAUGGAUGGCGUGGAUGUGAAUCAUUUAUACGAGAUAUGAACACUGAAUGUGCGACGUGUUAUAAUUGUCAGUGAUGUGUUUUGGAGUGAGCUGAUGAUGAAAUGGAGAUGGUAAAUGUUACGUAUGAAAAGGCUCGUUACUUGAUCGACCGUGUUGAUCUACUAUCGACGUUAAUAAAAAGUAUUUAUAAUUUUAUGAUUUCGAUGAUUUGUCAAUAGUAGACAUACACGGUUACAAUAACGAACAAUCGAUACAAGGAAGUUGAUAUUCUGAACACGUAAUCGUCAAAAGUAAAUGUUAUAAAGAUUUAUUAAUAAUGUUAUAAAAGCAGGUUUCAUGAAUGACGUCGACGACGCUGAGUCAAAUUUAUGAUAAAACGUAACGUGACGGUGACCGUGGUACAUCAUGAUCAAGCAAUCACUAUUGUGAUUAUAUCUUACAAUUAACCGAACCUGUAGCACGUUUUUGACUCUCUUGUCGGUAUUUUGAUUCUAAUUAAUAAUUAUAACAGCGAUCAAUUUUUAGAUGAAUACAAAGUUUUAGAUAAAAAUGAAAGACUCUAUUAAUUAAAUACAUUAUACACUUUGAAGAAAAUCAUAUAUUGUGUAUGAAAUAGCUCUGUAUUAUAAAUAUCUGAAAACUAUUUAGUAUAGAGCAAAUGCAGUGGAAUAAAGAUAAUCAGAUGAGAUAAGCUAUCAAUUGGCGCGACGAUUGCAUUAACUACACGUAAAGUGAGAACAAAUAAAUUGCGGGAUGAGGAUAAGGGCAAUUAUUACGGAUCAGACAGAUUUUUUUUUGUCUAAUGUCUAUUUUUUACCAAUUUGUAUACUUCAAUUCGGAAAAUAAGCUUCUUUCAUUAGAUUUCAACGCUGAAUAACCAUCCGUCACGCUAUUCUUACGAGAUUACUCUUCGAUUUCUUAACAACCUUUCAACUGGGAUUAGUUUCGUUACGAGUUCCUUUUUGACAGAAUUUGCUAUGCUUUGGGUUUUGUUUUUAACUCCGUGUAGAAAAGCGAAAAAAGCUUAAAAUGAAAAAUACAUUUUUUUUUUUCAAAUCAGAACCAACAAAAUAUUAAGCUUCAAACAAUCUUUCGACAAUCACUAGUCUGAAACAUUUAUUUCAGCUUUAUUACUGUGCUGAACCCGACAAUCCUCUUUACUAUUCCUGCUACGACUGUCAAAUUACUGAACCAGGAUAUCAAUGAAGUUCUUAACUGUGUACCUUCGCAACUAAUUAAAUAGUCUAGGGAUUAAGUUGAUACAGAUUAAUUAGCAGCUGACAUUAAUAGCUGGUCGCUUUCGUAAAUUGUUAUUUUACAUAUUAUUAUUUUUGAUAUUCUUAUGAUAUUUAUAGUAAUAAUUUUGAUGUCCUGAAAAAAUUGUUAACUUAUUUGCUAAAAUCUUUUAUUUUUCUACCAAUCUGAUUCUGUGGAAAGGAACGACACAAUUUACAAAAAUUAAAAUAUUCUAAAUUAUAUACAAUCAUUGAACGUAAUAUUUUAACCCGUAUUGAAAUUAUAAUCUUUAUUGCUAAUACAUGUGAAACUAACUUAAAAAAAUUUUUAAUAGAAUUUGAAAAUAAUUAUACAGAUGUCACUCCUCUCAACAUCGUAAAAAAUAUAAGGAAAAAAGUAUUUGAAAACUCAAAAUACCCCAGAAAAGUAAAAUAUAGAAAUUUAGACCUUCCUUAUUUAUGUAACAGCAAUUUUAGGAAUGUUAUUUCUAGAGAACCACAGAGUUAGUCAAAAAACAAAGCCAAACGUUCCAGCAUUUUAUGAUAUCCAGGUCGCCAAAGUAAAAGAGAUAUAAGAACUUAAUGCUUAAAAGGCGUGAUAAAAAUGGAAGAUUUGAACAAAAUAUUAAUAGCCAAUCCAACUACAAAGACAUAUCGUAAAGUAUACAAUGUAUUUAUUAAUAAAUUAAUGUUAGUUACUGCUUAUAAUGCAGGUACAGAGUCAAUAGAUACAAGAAAUACACAAUCGUUAUUGCUCAUCGAAAGGUUUGAAAAAUUUACAACGUAAUUUCACAUUCAAAUAAAAAUUUAUAAUAUAAACAAACAAAAAAAUAUUCGAUCAAUUAGAAACGAACAGCAAUGUGAUGAUGAUGAAAAUAAUUCUAAUAUAUUGAACAUAUCGUAAUUAUAAUAACAAAAAGGUAAAACAUAUCACUAUGAAUAUAAUUAAUUGAAUCUUAUAUAUUAUUAUAUUGAUAUAAAUAUAUAUUUCAAAUACGUAAAGAAACUUAUUAACAUAUUAGUAUGUAGUGGAUAUUUUGUAGAUGGAAUUUGAGGAUCCUCCCGGCAUCAAUGAGAUUUGUUUAAAUUAAUGAAUAUUGGCCGACUUGUGUAUUGAACGUCAUAUA
Molecule: messenger RNA, 3731 nt
Organism: Phymastichus coffea
Lineage: Eukaryota; Metazoa; Arthropoda; Insecta; Hymenoptera; Eulophidae
Product: prohormone-4
Exons: 4
Coding region: 113-712 (199 amino acids)
Molecular function (GO): protein binding
Source: RefSeq, a predicted model, not a curated record